Molecule: messenger RNA, 1418 nt
Organism: Phanerochaete carnosa HHB-10118-sp
Lineage: Eukaryota; Fungi; Basidiomycota; Agaricomycetes; Polyporales; Phanerochaetaceae
Exons: 7
Source: RefSeq, a predicted model, not a curated record
CGAUGUUUUUCUCUUCUUCAAUUUUCCUUCUCGCGGCCGCUGCGUCGGUCCAGGCCGCAAUUUUUGACGUUCAAGUAGGCAGCUUCAACGGGACUACGGCAUUCACACCAGAUGUGAUCCCGUCCGCACAAAUCGGGGACCAGGUCGUGUUUACCUUCCAGCAAAAGAAUCACUCUGCGACGCAGUCGACGUUUGCUGCCCCGUGCACCCACAUGGCCGGAGGCUUUGACUCUGGCUUCCACCCCGUUGCCGCGAAUCAGACUGACAACUUCCCGACCUUCACGGUCACUGUCAACAAUUCCAGUCCAGUAUGGGUCUUCUGUGACCAAGACGCCAAUACCCCCGCCAGCCACUGCGGUGCUGGAAUGGUGUUCGCCAUAAACCCCGGCCCUGACGGUUCUAACAACUCCUUCACGGACUUCCAAAACACUGCACUCGCAAUUGGUAAGCAGCUCCAGGCGGAAGGGUCAUCGACUGCCAAUAGUCUCCCCGCGUCCUUGACCACUGCGGCUUACGGCACGGCCACGAUCCCGGCGGCCCCAUUGGAGAGUCUUGUCACCGUCACCGUCACCGUCGAGGCUUCAACAUGGACCACUGUCUACUCAUCUUACCCUGGAUCGCCUGCUGCUACCCCAGCAUCCCUUACCGGUAAUGUGCACGUCGUCCAGGUCGGUUUCAACGGCACCCUCGCGUAUGACCCGCCGUUCGUUAUCGCGGAACCUCGUGACACUGUCCAGUUCUUAUUCAACCCGAAGAACCACACUGUGACUCAAUCGUCUUUCGCUGCUCCUUGCGUACCCAUGCUUGAUUCUGAUGGUACUCCCACCGUCGACUCUGGAUUCAUGCCUGUCGCUGCCAAUGCCACCGACUUCCCGUCAUUCAACAUCACCGUGAACACCACUGACCCGACGUGGUUCUACUGCAAGCAGCACAACGCUGACGGUAGCUCGCACUGCGGCGACGGCAUGGUCUUCGCCAUCAACCCGGUGCAGAACUCGACGCGCAACUUCACCGCCUUCCAGCAGCUCGCGGAGGCGCUAAACGGUACCAACGCGACCGGCCUUACGGUUAACUCAACCUCGAGUAGCUCACCCUCGCCGUCGUCCAAACCGAACGGCGCAAUAUCCAGCGUCGGCGUGAACCUGGCGCUCGGCCUGGGCGCCAUCUCCGCGAUCUUCGCCGCCAUGCUCUAGUCUCGCGACCCGUUAGAUGACUCUCGUUCUCUUCUUGGACAGUGCCGCUGUGUUACCUGGUGUUUCUUGAUACCCCGCAGAGCGCCUGCUUUAAUAACCUUGUGUAGCCUCUAUUGUACUUCGCUCCCUUAUUUCGUGUGAAGAGCGUCUUGACGACCCUUGUAUUGCUGCUUCAUGUAUAUGGACUUUAUUUAUUUCGGCUGAAUGACAUACAUUGCUGCCAUA